Messenger RNA from Dipodomys ordii (Ord's kangaroo rat), 660 nucleotides. It is a transcript of the gene Crlf1, whose product is annotated as cytokine receptor-like factor 1. Gene Ontology annotation, molecular function: protein binding. The record is from RefSeq and is a predicted model, not a curated record. Bases 1 to 660 code for a protein of 219 amino acids. The transcript has 3 exons. NCBI's taxonomy places the organism in Eukaryota, Metazoa, Chordata, Mammalia, Rodentia, Heteromyidae.
AUGUGUUUCCACUUACGGCGUGUCCUCGCACCUGACCAGCGGCCGGACACAGCCGUGAUCAGCCCCCAGGACCCCACGCUUCUGGUUGGCUCCUCUCUGCUGGCCACGUGCUCGGUGCACGGAGACCCGCCCGGGGCCACGGCGGAUGGCCUCUACUGGACCCUGAAUGGACGCCGCCUGCCCCCCGAGCUCUCCCGAGUGCUCAACGCCUCCACCCUGGCCCUGGCUCUGGCCCACCUCAACGGGUCCAGGCAGCAGUCUGGGGACAAUCUGGUGUGCCAUGCCCGGGACGGCAGCAUCCUGGCGGGUUCCUGUCUCUAUGUGGGCUUGCCUCCGGAGAAACCUUUUAACAUCAGUUGCUGGUCCAAGAACAUGAAGGACCUGACCUGCCGCUGGACGCCUGGGACACGUGGGGAGACCUUCCUGCACACCAACUACUCCCUCAAGUACAAGCUGAGGUGCCCGGGGCUCUGGGAGGGCUGUGGGCCCCAGCCCAGCCGUGUGACCCCUAGACUAGCGCUGGCUCUGUUGGAGCCUCUUGUGCGCAUGCCCAGGCACGAAGUGGACCCCCCCCACUGCCCAUGCCCAGGCGCAAAGCUCCCCCCACCCCCUGUGCGCAUGCCCAGACACAAAGCCCUCCGUGCGCAUGCCCGGGCGUGA